Molecule: messenger RNA, 2862 nt
Organism: Colossoma macropomum (tambaqui)
Lineage: Eukaryota; Metazoa; Chordata; Actinopteri; Characiformes; Serrasalmidae
Product: NIPA-like protein 2
Exons: 12
Coding region: 178-1194 (338 amino acids)
Biological process (GO): magnesium ion transport
Cellular component (GO): membrane
Molecular function (GO): magnesium ion transmembrane transporter activity
Source: RefSeq, a predicted model, not a curated record
CACAAAGACUCAGCUUGUACAGUCACACAUUCUCUCACUCUGUUGAAGACCUCUGGCUGUGUCCCACCAGCAGCAAUUGUAUGUGAAAGUACAGCGUGUGAGGAAGUGUCUGUGCACUCUGAUUGAAAACUUCACUCUCUUCUGAUGCCUCGUGGAAGCUACUCCUGAAGAUUCAUCAUGGAGAUAUAUAUCCUGGGGAUCAUCAUUGCAGUAUGUGGCAACUUUCUCAUCAGUAUCUCACUGAACAUCCAGAAGUACACCCACAUACGGCAAUCCCAACGGGGCACCAAGCCAUAUUAUACCAGCCGGCUAUGGUGGUGUGGUAUCCUGCUCAUGGGACUUGGGGAGCUGGGCAACUUUGCAGCGUACGGAUUUGCUCCAGCCUCCCUCAUUGCUCCACUCGGCUGUGUAUCCGUUAUUGCCAGUGCUAUCAUUUCUGUAGUGUUCCUUAAAGAAACUUUACGGGCCUCUGAUCUUCUGGGGGGUGCUCUUGCUCUCACAGGCACAUACCUACUGGUGACCUUUGCACCCCACUCUGCCCCUCACGUGACUGCCAACAUGGUGGAGCGUUGUCUCAUCAGCUGGCAGUUCCUUGCUUACUUUCUUUUUGAAGUGGUCUUGUUUUGUAUCCUGCUGUACCUGUAUAAGUGCAGGAAUCUGAAUCAUAUUGUGAUUGUGAUGCUCUUGGUGGCUCUGCUUGCUUCUGUGACGGUGAUCUCAGUGAAAGCUGUGUCUGGGAUGCUCACAGAAACAAUUCGUGGGAGCCACUUGCAGCUCACCUACCCAAUCUUCUAUAUCAUGUUCAUUGUUAUGGUAGCCUCCUGUGCCUUUCAGAUUAAAUUUCUCAACGAGGCCAUGAAGAUGUUUGAUGCUACAGAAAUUGUUCCUAUCAAUUAUGUCUUCUUCACAGCCAGUGCUGUAGUAGCAGGAAUUUUGUUCUAUGAGGAGUUCUAUGGUUUAUCACUGAUAUACAUCAUCAUGUUUGUGUUUGGGUGUUUGUUAGCAUUUGCAGGAGUGUUUCUGAUUGCAAGAACCCGACCCAAAAUCAAAAUGGACAGAGUGUUCUUCUCUAUGGGCCCAAUUCCAAGUAAGAAAUGUACUGAUAAGGUGCAGCCGGGGAAAAAGGACAGUAAACAUGGCACUCUGGCUUCCAAACUUGUAUGCAACAGUGGUGUGCAGCAGGAGGACUCUUAAAGCACUGCCUAGUGGAGUAAUGGAGAGUUACAGUAAUGACUAUAAGGAGAAGCCAGGCAGUGCUGUAUGAGACAAUGUGUAGGUGUGAGUGUUUAUAAUAAGGCUUUAUAGGUGUGAGACAAAGAACCUUACUGUGGUAACAGAGUACUAAGUUUGGGCUCUGGGUUUAUGCAUUAAGAUUCUCAGAAUCUUGCUUUUUUUGCUGAAAGGCAAAAAAAGAGUAGCCAGAUUGCUCUGAUAUGUAUGACCUCAGGGGUGGUAUUCACUAAGCAUCUCCAUUCAGGAGUGCUGUAUCUGGACCCAUGUUAAUAGUAACUGUAGAAAAUCUGAUCCUGGGUCAGAUUUGUGAAUACUAUCCCUGUUUUUUCGGGGACAAGCAAAUGUUAAAACUAGGGAUGCAACAAUACCAUUUUUAUCAGACCGAGAUACAUUUUUGUGUAAUGAUACCAAAUCCGAUACCAUACUGAGUUGCCUACUUAGAAUUAACUAGUUUAAAUGAGUGCAAUGUACCUAAACAGUUAAAUCAUUACAGUCUAGCUGAUAUUUAAUGAUAUUAAUUAGCUAGCUAUGUUACAUUAGUUGCCUUUGGAUUGAGUAGCGUUGCAGUGGAGAAGAGCCAGUUUUGUUCCACCUCAGAAAAGCGCUUCUGUACAGCUGUAAGUAAAGCAUGUUUCAUAGUUUUAAACCCCAAUCUGUGUCUCUGUAGCACAGUGGCAGCAAGAAUCCAAAGCUAAUGCAUCCAUGGAGUUCACUUGUGGUGUUUUACGCUUGGAGUCUUUUGCAUGGCUGGUUAAGCUGUAAUCGAAUGUCCUCUAAAGCCAGACAGAAACUUUGUGAUUUUAGAAAUCUUGUUCUUUGGUGGCUCACACUAUACAUCUGAAAGGUCCAUUGUGUAGAGUCAAAGCCUACGACAUAUAUUCACACUCAUGUUUUAUUCAGAAUAACACGCCGUGUGCCAAGUACUGAGCAAAGAGAAACUAAGCAGCACUACUAACACUGCACUGAAACUAAAAGUAGGCGGUGAUGUAAAUGGUAGGACAAUAUGGUCCCUCUACAGCCUAGAUUAAAAAAAAAAAAAACAAUACAGUAUUAACGUCUAUACCUCACUAUUCUUUUCAGUGAUACAAAGUCGGCAUAUACAGACUUUGGUAGGCAAUGUCAACUCUUGCCUCUGUUUCGCUGGCCUUUGUGUCUCUACCCGUACUGGGGAAGUGGUUGUGAUUGUGUGUUUAAAAAUGGUUUAAAAUCACACAGUAGAUCUGGUGAGAAUAUGCCAAGGUGAUGUGUUUAAAGUGACCAGUGUCCGACUGUCAUGGAGUCAGCAACACUUUUCUGUCUGAGCAGACUCUCCUUCACUGCCAGUUUGAGUUAUCUGUUCAUUAGAGUGGCAGCGUGCAAUCAGCCGCACUAACGAUACAUGGUAUCAGCGGGUAUCGGAAUGUUGGUGUCCAUGGAUUUUUUAUGAGUACUGUGUCAACAUAUAGAUGCAUCCCUAGUUCAAACAGUAAGAAACAGUAUUUAUUAAUAGCUAAUCUCUAAUGUUUUUAGGAAAAUGGGAAAUUUUUACGUUUUGUUCAUGUUUUAUCCAGAGAUUCAUCUCUGCUGAAAUGGUGGAGAUUACUGUCUUCCUGACCCCCAUUAAAAGUCACAACUUGCCUGCUUCAUGAA